AAACCCUAAAUCCUAAACCCCACCCUUUAACUCUAAACCCUAAGUUUGUGAUUUUUGAUAAAACAUUAAGUGCUAUUUUUGUGACUUUUGGCCUUGAGUGCUAGUUUGGGAACAAAAACUUGAUUUAUUGCUAUUUCUGUAUUUUUCUCUAAUGCAAUUUGGUAAAUUCAGACUAUUUAAGAAAAUGCAAAAUAUGAUAAUGUAUCUAGGUUUGAUUGUCGAUAAUGUCUAGUUAUUGUUAGUAGUCAAUGAGAUGGGAGUUAAACACAUUAUCACUUGAAAAAACUCGAUCCGAAAAACUUGCUGGAUACGAAAUUGCACUCAAGGGAACAUGGCAUUUAUACUUUGGGUAAAUGAAUGGUUUGCACAUAAAUAGUUACGUAAGCCGAACGAGCUUGGUUUGGUCUAAAGCGCCACGCGUUAAAACCCUAGUUGAAGAAACGUGGGGAAAUUCCAUUAGGACUGGAACUGAAGCACGUGAGGGUCACAAUAGGACAAAUGUUACCACAGUUUUAGUCAAACCCUAAAGUCUGAAUCCAAAAAUAUAGAUUUUACCUCUUUUUUAAAAAGAUAUUGUCUUCUGUUUUUGGGGCUUUUGAUCAGUCGAACAUUUACAGCUCAGACUCACAUGGCUCAUUUGGUGCUACAGUAUGCUACAGUACUCUGUCUCCUUGAUUGAUUCAUCUGUUUGUCUGUAACUAAGUAUUAUUGAGUAAUUAUUUAUUAGGGAAAAUUAGAUAAAUAGGACACUUUGAACUUGGAUUUGUCACAUUAUGAUUUCUAGAAGAUAUUUUGGGAAAAUAGGAUUUUAGAUCUUGUAAAAUAUCAAAGUACCCUUAAUUUACCAAUUAUGUUGAAUUUAAAUUAUAAAUUAUAAUAAUUUUCGUAAUAGAUUUUAAUGUUAAAAUUAAAAUCUAUAAAAAUUAAAAAAUAAAAAAAAACACUAAAUGGGAAAAAGGGAGACGCGGGAUGCCGCAAACCUAAUUCCCCUUUCUCCUUGUCUUCUCCGUCUUAGAGUCGUCGCUCUCCCACGGCGAUUUAGGGUUCAACGGUGAGAAGCUCUGUUCUUCGUCGGUGUUUCAUCAGCCCGUGGUCUCUACUCUCGUCUCCGUUACCAUCCUUUUCGAUCUCACUGAAGACACAACGGCUGCGAAUCGUUCUUCCUCUUCGUCGGGUCAAAUCGAUUUUUGAAGUGUUCUUCCAUCAAUUUCGCUUCUCAAUCUCACAAUUCUUCACAUAAGGUAUUGGAUUACAUCUGCAGAUUCUCAUAUUAAACGAAAUCGAAGUGUUCUUCCAUUAAAGCUUGAUUUUUUUUAAAAACGAUUUGGCGUGUUUCUUAAACUAAUUUUGUUUCACGGAUUGGUUAAACAUCUUAUACAUCAUUAUUUGUGUGAUGAUAUUGAAACCUUUACAUGUUGAACUAACAAUUUUGUCACGGUUUGUAGCUAUGUCUGAGGAGCUACCGAAGAGGCUUUUUAAGGAGGGCGAGGAGCCCCGAGUUACUCAGAUCAACAACAACUGUAGGAUCGACUACAUAAUCCGAAAGUUCCAAGCGUGGCUGCCAAAGGAGUUGGAUGUCGUGAAGAAAGACCCGGUUUUUCAUCAGAUUUUUAAGCUCCAUGAGAAUGGUCUUGGAUACGCUGCCAGGGUGAUACACAGCUUCUUGUGUAGGGAGCUGGUGAGUUUCUUACAGCACGAGCUAUGGUUUGUCUUUGCGAGGAGACCGCUUCGAUUCUCAUUGCAAGAGUUCCACGCCGUAACUGGGUUUGAAUGCGAUACUCAUAUCUCGCUUGAGGAGUUUGAAGAGUGGAAAUAUGAUGGUGGUUUCUGGAGCAAGGUUUUGAGGAGAAAAGAUGGAACAAUUACACUCUUCAACCUGUGGACUAAGGACAAGGAAGCUGUAAAGAAGUGGAGGAAUGCAGAUCGCAUACGUCUUAUCUACUUGGCGAUCAUUCUUUGUGUGGUAUUGGCGAGAGAUGAGAAGGCUAAUAUCCCCCUGAAGUACAUCGCGGUGGUCAUGGAUCUUGACAGAGUUCGAAGGUAUCCUUGGGGAGUUGCUGCUUAUGACCUUCUCUGCAAAUCAAUAGCCAAAAAUCGUUCCCAACUGAAGGAAAAGACCACUAGCUAUGUCUUGGAUGGCUUCUCAUACGCCUUGCAGAUUUGGGCAAUGGAAGCGAUACCAAAAAUUGGGAAGCUUUGUGGAAAAAAGCUGGAUAAGGGUUUCAAGGACGGUCCUAGAUGCAUAAACUGGAUGGGAGCUGCGAAGGUGUCAUAUGAGGAGAUCAUUCGCUUGGAGGAGAUUAUUACACCCAAGGAUGACAUCUACCCAUACAUCUCAUGGACAGGAAAUUAUGAUGUUGUCAAAGCUCAGGCGUUUCGCAGAGAUGAUGAUGUGGAGGAUGAUAGAAUCAAGGUUCUGAUGGAGAUGAUAAAGAAGGGGCAUGAUUUUAGUGAGCAUGUUUGGGAAACUGAAGAAAAUGAAGUGAUUUCUUUAUCUCUCGAUGACGAAUCAGCUGUGAAUGAUGAAGCAAGCGUGAAUGUUGAAGCAGCCGAGAGUGAUGACGACUUUCAGACUCCGAAAGGAUCAAAAAACGUUGGUUCUAGAUCAAAGAGGGGUAAAAAGAGGCUUCCCGAUCGUGGUAUGGAGAAGAGAAAGCAUAAGGUUCUCGCAAGUGGCGCAAAGCAAGCUCCUUUUAAUGAAGACAUGAAGGCUUUUAUGACACAGUUGUUUGAGCACAACUUCUCUGGAAUGGAACAAAGGAUACAGAAACAGAUGGCCGAGACAUUUGAGCAGAUGCGGACAGAGCUUAAACAAUCACGUAAGGAAGCCAGCGUUGAAGUUGAGCUUGGAGAGCCUUCACCGACAAAGCCAUCGACGAGCCAGGCACCGUUGAGGAGGUCCACACGCGGGGUAAACAAACACUAGUCUUCACCAUCCUCUUCAAUGUUAUUUUGUCUUGUUUAAGUUCGUGGUUUGCGUGUCUGUUUGUUUUAUUGGCAUCUAAGUUAUCGGCCUGAAUUUUGUUGUACUUUAUAAGGUCUCGGUUUGUAUGUGUGC
Molecule: messenger RNA, 3058 nt
Organism: Brassica napus (rape)
Lineage: Eukaryota; Viridiplantae; Streptophyta; Magnoliopsida; Brassicales; Brassicaceae
Exons: 2
Coding region: 1394-2926 (510 amino acids)
Source: RefSeq, a predicted model, not a curated record